This is a messenger RNA of Rhododendron vialii, 2465 nucleotides long. RefSeq names its product probable thimet oligopeptidase. Gene Ontology annotation, biological process: peptide metabolic process; proteolysis. Gene Ontology annotation, molecular function: metalloendopeptidase activity. The transcript has 20 exons. The record is from RefSeq and is a predicted model, not a curated record. Bases 110 to 2194 code for a protein of 694 amino acids. Lineage: Eukaryota; Viridiplantae; Streptophyta; Magnoliopsida; Ericales; Ericaceae.
GCUUUUUCCGUCCAGAGAGAGAGGGUUUUAGCAAGUCACCCAACCACCGCUACUCCUGCAGGGAGAGAGAGAGAGAGAGAGAGAGAGAGAGAGAGAGAGAGAGAGAGAGAUGUCCAACCAGAAGAGAGAGAGAAACAAUCACCUCGUAGCCAUCACCGGAGCCGCUGCCCUCCUCGCCGUAGCCGCUAACUUCGCGGUCAACGCCCUCAAGAAUCGUCGCAAAAAGAAAGAUCUUCUGGGGUAUGAUGUUCGUGUAAAUAUUUCCCGGUCUGAGAUCUCAAGAUUAGCGGACCGUAUCGUUGCCAAAUCUAAGGAGGUCCACGAUGCGGUUGCUUCAGUUCCUCUAGACAAGGUCACAUAUGCAAAUACUAUACUACCUUUGGCAGAACUUGAAGCACAACAAUUCCCACAGGUCCAAUCUUGUGUCUUCCCAAAGUUGGUAUCCACUUCAGAAGAUGUGCGCAAAGCAAGCGCUGAAGCGGAGAGGAGAAUAGAUGCUUAUGUUUCAAGUUGCAGUAAACGUGAAGAUGUUUAUCGUGUCAUCAAAGCUUUUGCAGCAAGGGGAGAAUGGAUGAGUUCUGAAGCAAAAUGCUACACCCAAUGUCUGAUCAGAGACUUUGAACAGAAUGGACUUGGCCUUACUAUAACAAAGAGAGAGGAGUUGCAGAGAUUAAGGGUUCAAAUAGAUGAGUUAAGUAAGCGAUAUAUCAGCAAUCUGAAUGAUGAUACUGCAUCCCUUCUGUUUAGUGAGACUGAGCUAGUUGGCAUUCCACCAGAGUUCCUUAAGAGCUUAGACAAAGCUGAAAAUGGUAAAUUCAAAGUCACUCUCAGAAGUCACCACAUUUUACCUGUACUGGAGCUUUGUAAGGUAGGUUUGACGAGGAGGAUAGUAGCUGUGGCUUAUGGACGGAGAUGUGAAGUUAACUUCUCUAUUUUGGAAAGCUUGGUUCAAUUGCGCCAUAAAAUUGCUAGAUUGCUUGGCUACUCAAACUAUGCAGACUAUGCUGUUAAUCAUAGAAUGGCAAAUUCUUCCUCCAAGGUAUUUGAGUUCUUGGAGGACCUCUCUGCCAGUUUAACAGACUUGGCCACCAGAGAGCUCACCAUGUUAAAAGACUUAAAGAAAAAAGAGGAAGGGGAUUUUCCUUUUGGAGUGGAGGAUUUGUUGUACUAUGUCAAGAGGGUUGAGGAACAACAAUUUAAUCUGGACUUUGGAGCUCUUAAGCAAUACUUUCCCGUCGCUUUGGUUAUGUCAGGGAUCUUGAAGAUAUGCCAAGACCUUUUUGGCUUGAGAUUCGAAGAAAUUGAAGAUGCUGAGGUUUGGCACUCUGAUGUGCAGCUUUACUCAGUUUAUGACUUGUCUUCUAGUGAACUUUUGGGUUACUUUUACCUCGACAUGUUUGCCAGGGAGGGAAAGUAUGGACACACCUGUGUUGUGGCUCUUCAGAAUGGUUCUUUUGUCAAUGGUGCCCGAAAGAUUCCUGCUGCAUUACUUAUUUCUCAGCUUCAAAAAGAAGUUGGUGGUCGCACUGGGUUGUUGAGAUUCUCUGAAGUGGUUAAUAUUUUCCAUGAGUUUGCCCAUGUGGUCCAUCAUAUUUGCAAUCGUGCAUCAUUUGCUAGAUUUUCUGGACUUCGGAUCGACCCUGACUUUGUGGAGAUCCCUGCUCAGGUGUUAGAAAACUGGUGUUAUGAAAGUAUCUCUCUGAAAUUGUUAUCUGGUUUCCAUCAGGAUAUCACGGAACCCAUCAAGGAUGAAACAUGUACAGCACUUAAAAGAUGGCGAUGUUCCUUCUCAGCACUUAAAUUGAAGCAAGAAAUUCUUUAUUGUCUUUUCGAUCAGAUCAUACAUUCCACAGAAAAUGUUGACAUGGUUGCGUUAUUUAAACAUCUUCAUCCUGAGGUGAUGUUGGGACUGCCGAUGUUAGAAGGAACAAAUCCAGCUUCAUGUUUCCCUCAGAGUGCUAUUGGCUAUGAAGCUGUUUGCUACAGUCGCAUUUGGAGCGAGGUUUUUGCGGCGGAUAUAUUUGCCUCCAAAUUUCGUGGUGAUCUUUCCAAUCAAUUUGCAGGCAUGCAAUUCAGGAAUAAGGUAUUGGCUCCAGGAGGAGCAAAGGAUCCGGUUGAGAUCCUAUUGGACUUUCUAGGAAGAGAACCGUCGAUCCAAGCUUUUGUUGACAGUAAAACCCAAUCUGGGUUCUGAACUAGUGUCACAUACCCUUUUCUCACACAGUAAAACCGAAUCUGGGUUCUGAUCUUGUGUUACAUACCCUUUCUCAUCGAUAUACUUGCAUGCUCAAGACCUGCCUCUUUGGUGUCCCACCGGGAAUUUGUAGAAUUUUUCUUUCUAGCCUCAGAAAUAUGGCAGCCAUUGCUUGUGCUCAUAUCUGUAAUGUAACUUGUUCGGUACAUGUCAAAUUGUCAAUGAUGCAGAUUUCAGUGCCAGAGUAGUUUUGCGGCAGAUGGUCUCGACU